Molecule: messenger RNA, 4284 nt
Organism: Brienomyrus brachyistius
Lineage: Eukaryota; Metazoa; Chordata; Actinopteri; Osteoglossiformes; Mormyridae
Gene: ero1b
Product: endoplasmic reticulum oxidoreductase 1 beta
Exons: 16
Coding region: 360-1832 (490 amino acids)
Biological process (GO): protein folding in endoplasmic reticulum
Cellular component (GO): endoplasmic reticulum membrane; endoplasmic reticulum
Molecular function (GO): protein-disulfide reductase activity; FAD binding; thiol oxidase activity
Source: RefSeq, a predicted model, not a curated record
CCGCGAGGUUUUCCGAGAGGAGUUUUCGCCUCCCGUCGUCCUCGCGCCGAUCACUCCCCAAGUCAGAAAACUCUCUCCGCCUUGGAAGCGCGCAGUUCUCUUUUUGAUAUUUUCCCCACUCGCUUUAACACGCCCACUCCGCCGCAUUACGGUUUACCGGGAAGAAAGCGGAGAACAUGAGCACGUCUAUCACGUCUGCCACGUCUGUUAAGGAGCUCUAAGAGCUAUGGAAUUGUAAGUGUGGAUCGUAUUUUCUUGUCAUCUGCAGAGGCAGACAGCCCUCUCGAAAAAGGACGCCGACUCAUACUGCAGACUGACCGGGUUUCUUCUUAUUACGACUUCUAUAUUUAGGAUUCGUUAUGAUCAGAGCCACUAUACAGCGCGGUGCGCCGUUUGUUUUGCUGUGGCUGUUUGUCGGGAACUCUGUUUUUGCUUGGCUGGGUAACGACAACGUCAAGUCCAAGAAACAAAAAAACGGACAGUCCGACUACGAGGCCACCGGCAGCCAAGACCAAAACUGCUUUUGCCACCUGACUGGCAUCCUGGAUGACUGCUUCUGCGACGUGGAGAGCAUCGACAUCUUCAACAACUUCAAGAUCUAUCCAAGGAUCCGCAAGCUAACAGAGAGAGAUUACUUCAGAUAUUACAAAGUAAACCUUAAGCGGCCCUGUCCGUUUUGGCCUGAUGACAGCCAGUGCUCCAUUAAGGACUGCCAGGUGGAACCUUGUCCAGAGAGCAAAGUUCCAGUGGGAAUUAAAGCAGGCAACUACAACAAGUACUCCCAGGCAUCCAACACACGUUCAGACGUAGAGGAGUGUGAGCAUGCCCACGAGCUGGGGGCCAUCAACAGUACACUCAGUAACCAGAGCAGGGAGGCAUUCGAGGACUGGGCCCGGCAUGACGACGCCCAGGACCACUUCUGCGAGCUGGAUGAUGAGACAUCCCCAGACGCCCAGUACGUGGACCUGCUGCUGAACCCCGAGCGUUACACCGGCUACAAGGGCCCCUCAGCCUGGAGGGUUUGGAACAGCAUCUAUGAGGAGAACUGCUUCAAGCCCAGAUCUGUGUACCGGCCCCUGAACCCCCUGGCCCCUAGUCGGGGAGAUGAUGAUGGUGAAAGUUUUUACAACUGGUUGGAAGGCCUCUGCCUGGAGAAGAGAGUGUUCUACCGCCUGAUCUCCGGCCUCCACAGCAGCAUCAACAUCCACCUGUGUGCAGAGUACCUGCUGGAAGAGCCCUGGAGCAAGGCCCACUGGGGCGCCAACGUGCGCGAGUUCCGGCGCCGCUUUGACCCGGCUGAGACCAAGGGCGAGGGCACGCGUCGCCUGAAGAACCUCUACUUCCUGUACCUGAUCGAGCUGCGGGCGCUCUCCAAGGUGACACCGUACUUUGAGCGCUCCAUCGUCAACCUGUACACCGGAAAUAUGCAGGAGGAUGCCCAGACCAAGGAGCUGUUGCUGCAGAUCUUCGACGAGAUCAGAGCUUUCCCCAUGCACUUCGACGAAAAGUCUAUGUUUGCUGGACACAAGCUGGAGGCCAAGACUUUAAAGGAGGAAUUCCGGCUCCACUUUAAGAACAUCUCCCGCAUAAUGGACUGCGUGGGUUGCAAUAAAUGCCGAGUGUGGGGUAAACUGCAGACUCAGGGGCUUGGCACUGCCCUCAAGAUCUUAUUUUCGGAGAAGGAAAUAAAGAACCUACCGGAGAACAGUCCAUCAAAGGGGUUCCAGCUGACACGACAGGAGAUUGUAGCCUUGCUGAAUGCGUUUGGAAGGCUCUCCACAAGUAUCAAAGAGCUGCAUAAUUUCCGAACUCUGCUUAAGGACCAGAGGUAACAAACAUACCUGGCCACCAGGUGGCAGCAGCCAGAGGACACUGCAAUAGUCUUAUCUUCCCAAGAGUAAGGCCACCAUUUCAGGGACUAACAGGAUCAGUUCCAGAAAGUCUUAUCCCGUCUGCGCCCCUCCUCCUACCCCCAGCCCCAUGAGAGCCUCGAUUACUGUGGAGUCGGGUGAGGUUCUUGGCUUUGGGCCGUCUUCGCUAUCAGUCAUUCCCCGCUUGCUCUUAAGAGAUUCCUGCUCUGUUCCUUUUCUCUGUCUGCUGGAGAGAUGCAGGUGAGAGUGAGGGUAUCACCUCCUCGUUCUGGACAGCGGACUCCCAACUUUUUUGCUGAUAUUGGCUGCCGUCCACUGCGGUUUGCUCAUUCCCUCAAAGCAGUCACGUUCUCUGUCUCUGCAGACGCAUGUAAAUGGCAGUUAUAGAUAUGAAAUUCCAUAUAGGAUCGAAUUUAAUGUCAGCCGUCUCGCGUUACGUCAGCUUGAUUUAAACAUCGAGUGUGUCGUCUUUUACUUUUUUGGGGCUGAUGAUAAAUGUUGAUUAUCUUUAUUCAAUUUUUUUUUUUUUACAUUGUUUUUGCACCAAUAUUUAUUCUGAGCAAUAACAGUGAAUCUAUUGUGUGUCUGUGGUCCCAAACUUAAGCAACUCAAACAAGCAUGGAUCUGGUGUAGUACAGCCAGAUUCCUUUACAGUGUUCACUGGAUGGGUUGGGCUCUUUUGUCACUGAGACCAGGUGCAAAUGUUUUUUUACGGAGCGGUCAUACUCGCUUAGCUAGGUACUGUAGCUACACCUGGCGAAGACACCGACGCGGAUGCCAUGGCAUCUGUAGCAGCUUCUGCCAUCGCUUCUCCAAAAGCAGCUAUUUUCUGGUGUUUGAAGUAGUCAGCAAUGGCCAGUUUCGAUGACUGUCUCGGGAUGCCCAUGGAGACCUGGGAGGCUUUGUGCCCCUUGUAGCUUUGGGUUUAGUGUAUACAGCACACCAUCUGGGGUCUCGUCAUUGGCUUGAAGGGGGGGAACUCGUAUCUAGAGAAGGAGACAGGGGCUAAAGCUUUCAUUUAUCUGGCCCAUAUACACAAUAGAGAGCGCUAGUCCAUGACCUGCGGAAGCAGCCAGUUCCCUGCUGAUGCAUUAUUGUACUGCACACAAGGUGCAGUCCGUAUGUCCGCAUAUGGAGGCUUGGCUGCUGGUCGCCCUUCAGAGCAGACUGUGUAACGGGCUGGGUUUGUGGGGGUGUAACUCAAAGCAACUUCAUUUCGGUGUCGAAGCCCCACCUUUUACCGUUCCCUCAGGAUUUUUAUUUUUUUUUCCAUUUUUAGAGUCCUGCUCAGCUAGAAAGCUGGAAGAUGUCUAAAGAACUGAUUUUUCCAUAAUAUUCUGGAUUCGCCUUCCUGUACAGUGAAAUCCUAGAGAAGUCCGUUUGAUCCCGUGAUCUCCCCAGUGGGGUGUAAUGAUACCCCGGCUGGGGCAUUUCCUUGCAGCCUUGUGGCUGAACCCCAAGCUGGCACCUUUCUUGGUUGAAUGUUUAUAGCGGAAAAGGAGUGAUGUAGGCAGCUUUGUGGAAUCUGCUAAGCCAGUGAUCUCCCUGCCCCACCUGCCUCAUGAAAUGUGAGAGCACAUUCUCUAUCUUCAUAUUUCGCACACGUUAAACAGCAUGGCCCCUUCCUGGAGUACCCAGACGCUUAUCAUAUUUGCUAUGUUGAUGGUGUCGACUUCCGGUGUUUUGAACAUAGGGUGAGAAUGCGUGGGCUGGCUGCCCAUUCAGUCGAUAGAUGCAUUUUGUGUAGAGGUUGAUAUUUUAUUCAUGCACACUUAAGAUUCUGUGCAUGGUGCAGCACCACAUUCUCUAUAUGGUAAGUGUCCCUUUCGCCCCUCAAAGCUGCUUCCGGGGAACUGAAGCUUUGUCCUGGUUCCAAGACUCCCCCACCCCCAAGCCCCCCCCACUUUAGAAUGAUAGUGUUAAGUGAAGUCUACUCGAGACCGUCAGAAGUGACCAAAGAGCCCUCCCUCCGCUGUGCUGUGCCACACAUCCUGUCCAGCCACCCCCCCCGAGAUGAAGGAAAUGGCAGCCGUGGGCAGGAGAGUGCAAGGAAGCUGUGUGCCACCCCCGCCGCUGCACUCUCCCCCACCCCCACGCGCCAAACUCGUCCCGCACCACGCUGCACGGCGUGCCGCACACUGUACAUCCUGCCUUACGCCUGUGACUCUUAGGCGCCACCCUAAGCUUGCCUACAGUGACGAGAUGGCUGGUCAGAUCUCGCCUCCAGCUGCCUCUGCUUUACAGUGUUCUGCCCCUCUGCUCUUUUUACACACUCUGUGAACUUUUGAGAUCUUGUACCAUUUGUAAAAGAAGGAAGAUCUUUUAACUCUGUAUAGUUGCACCUCUGUUGUCUGUACGUACUGAGUGUAUUUAUUUGAAUGGAGGAAUAAACAUUUCUGGUUGUCAUUCCAAA